Molecule: messenger RNA, 1543 nt
Organism: Fragaria vesca subsp. vesca
Lineage: Eukaryota; Viridiplantae; Streptophyta; Magnoliopsida; Rosales; Rosaceae
Product: zinc finger CCCH domain-containing protein 25-like
Exons: 3
Coding region: 64-1209 (381 amino acids)
Biological process (GO): mRNA splicing, via spliceosome
Cellular component (GO): U2 snRNP; catalytic step 2 spliceosome; precatalytic spliceosome
Molecular function (GO): RNA binding; metal ion binding
Source: RefSeq, a predicted model, not a curated record
ACCCUGAUUUCUGCACACAGAGAGAGAGAGAGAGAGAGAGAGAGAGCUGAAGAGAACGAAGCCAUGAAUCCACUAACCCAGGUGAAGAAUUUACAGAAGAUAAACGCAACAGAAGCUCGAUUAGGGAUUUCAGAGGACGCUUCAUGGCACGCCACGUUCAAACACUCCGCCUACGUCUACGCCGGCGGCCUCCCCUUCGAUCUCACCGAAGGCGACCUCGUCGCCGUCUUCGCUCAGUACGGUGAGGUCGUCGAUGUGAACCUCGUCCGCGAUAAAGGCACCGGAAAAUCGAAAGGGUUUGCUUUUGUGGCGUAUGAGGAUCAGAGGAGCACGAAUCUGGCUGUGGAUAAUUUGAACGGAGCCCAAGUGGUGGGUCGGACUAUUAGGGUUGAUCAUGUGCCCAAGUACAAGAAGAUGGAGGAGGAAGACGAGGAGGAGGCUCAGAGGAAGAGGGAGGAGCGCGGCGUCUGCCGUGCUUUCCAGAGAGGUGAAUGUACUCGUGGCGCUGCGUGUCGGUUUUCUCACAAUGAACAGAGAGCUGCAAACACGGGUUGGGGUGCUGAGGACAAAAAAUGGGGACAUGACAACUAUGAUGGUCCGAGAAAGAGUGACAAAAGAUCUGGAACCAUCCCCUCGAAUCGUGUUCCAGAGCCUAGAGCGCGAGAAGAUUUGAGCACUAGAGAUAAAUUCAGGACAGCACCGGACAGGAGGAGCUUGGAUGAAGAAAAGAAGACAUCAAGAAGACGUGGUGAGGAUAAUGAGUUGGAGCCAAGAUCAAGAGAAGAUUAUGACAGGAGGGAAGAAAAGAGACCAAGAAGACAUGAUGAGUAUGAGAAGGGAAGAGAAUAUCAUGAUAGAAGGGAAGAUAGGAGACCCAGAAGGCAAGGCGAUGAUGAAUUUGAACCAAAGUCAAAGUCUGGAGAAGAUAAGAGACCCAGAGGGCAAGGUGCUGAUGCUGCAUUUGAAAGUAAGUCUAGAGAAGACCAUGUCAGAAGAAAUUAUGAUAGAAGGAAGGAUAGUAGACCAAGAAGACGUGAUGAUGAUGUGGAAGCUUAUGACAGAAAAGAAGAUCGUGAUCGGAUGGAAGAAAAGAGAUCAAGGCAACCCAAUAAUGAUGAAUUAGAGCCAAAGUCACGAGCACGUCGGGAUAGAAGGGAAGGAGAGAGAUCAAAAAGGCAUCAUUAUGAUGAAGUUCCUCCAAAGUCCUGAGAAGUUCGUCAAAACGGAGAUUAACAAGAAAUCAAUUACCACUAAAGGCUGGACCAGAUGCAUGUAAGACUAUUGAUAUGACCGGGUAGGCAUAUCAUGUCACUCAUGGUGGGAUUCUAUUCUUGGUCAAAUUGAGAGAGCCAUGGUGUAAAACAUAUACUCAGGUUCUUCACAAUUCUCACGUGUCUUGUUUGUGAUUGUACCUGUUAUGCAAUGUUAAAGAGUUGUUUCUGGUAUAUUGUUUAAUAUAGGAUUAAUUUCAGUUUACCCCCCUGAGGUUUGGGGUUGACAUCGUUUCACCCCCCAUACUUUUAAUUUUGAAAAUUUACCCCCU